CAGACGUGUCACCAUGUGUUCCUCAGAGCUCAAACAGGCUCAAAGACGACCAGGGAGGAGAGUAUCAGACAACGUAAAUGAACACCGGAAAGCAGUGUGGAGAUCGAGGGGGAAGAGAAGAAAAUGGCGGCGGAAUCAAACAGCAUAGAAGUGAGGGGCAUGCAAUUCUCGUACGAUCUCCAGGCACCAUUGUUCUUCGAUUUCAGCGUUAGGGUUCCUCCCGGAUCUCGAUGUCUGCUCGUCGGCGCAAAUGGAUCUGGGAAGACGACUCUGCUUAGAAUUUUGGCUGGGAAACAUAUGGUUGGUGGCAAAGAUGUGGUGCGCGUGCUAAAUUCUUCAGCUUUUCAUGAUACGCGCCUGGUUUGUAGUGGUGAUUUGGUUUAUCUUGGAGAAUCUUGGAGUAAAAAUGUUGGCUCUGCUGGGGAAAUGCCACUCCAGGGAGACUUCUCGGCUGAGCAUAUGAUAUUUGGAGUUGAAGGAGCUGAUCCUAGUAGGAGAAAAAAGCUGAUUGAAUUGCUUGAUAUUGAUCUGCACUGGCGGAUGCACAAGGUCUCUGAUGGUCAGCGGCGUAGAGUCCAGAUCUGCAUGGGCCUUCUUCAUCCAUACAAAGUUCUUUUGCUAGAUGAGGUUACCGUUGACCUAGAUGUUGUAGCAAGGAUGGAUUUGCUCGACUUUUUUAAAGAAGAAAGUGAACAGAGGGGCGCGACGAUAGUGUACGCAACACACAUAUUUGAUGGGCUGGAGACAUGGGCAACGGACCUGGUCUACGUCCAAGAUGGGGUUUUGAAGAAGUCUGAGAAGUUGUCUGAAGUUGAUGAGCUGAAGACAUGCCCCAAUUUGCUCUCUGUGGUGGAGACAUGGCUUCGCUCCGAGACCCCUAUGGACAAAAAGAAAACCGCCGGCAAUCUCCCGGCGGCACCGCCGCGUGACAAAUCUUCCCCCUUUGAUGCCUCUCCCUUUCGCUCGUCGAGACACAUGGCGUAUUACCGCUGAUGCACUCCCUCGGCGCGUCUUCUUGUUUGGGAAGGAGAAAAAAAACAAUGGGAAAAUGAUAUGAACCCAAAAGGUGUUUUUAUACGUGUGAUAUGUGAUAAAGAGCAGCAAAAGCUGCGAUAAAUUGGCUUCUUUCUUUUUUCUUUUUUCAAAAUUUUAUUUGAGGAUUCAUAGUUUGUAUCCUACUCCGGGUACUAUUUAAUACACAGGUUUACAUUCUUUUCUUUAACUUUUUUUGUGUGACAUAUGUGGUUGACACUAAUACAAUUACUAUAAUUAC
Molecule: messenger RNA, 1273 nt
Organism: Cuscuta campestris
Lineage: Eukaryota; Viridiplantae; Streptophyta; Magnoliopsida; Solanales; Convolvulaceae
Source: the annotation of a GenBank genome assembly